UGAUAAUGCUAAUGCUAAUGCUAUUGUUAUCCUGUAGUGGUGGUCGUCCUUUUUUCUGUCUUCUUGGUUUCCCUCAUAAAACGCAUAAAAACACAUAAAAAGAUGGUGAGUUGCGUGCGCUCGUAAUCAAUUAAAGAGACGGUUUUUGCUGACAAAACUUCUUAAAACCCCUGCUCUUUUACACUUCCUCUUUCUUCUCACCUAUUCAUCUUUGACUACGCAGUUUUCGCGAAUACUAUUUUGCAGGCAUAGCAUGUCCGACCAGCAGUUAGGCGAAUUUGAUUACAUGGCGGAAGAGGGAGAAAUGGCUGAUUUGGUAGACCAAAUGGACCAAGAUAACUAUGGUGGUGAAGGCAAUGUAGAAAUUGAAGCAGAUGAAUAUGACAUGAGUGAAUUCUUUGAUUUGAGACAGCUCACGAAGGUGACUGAUACAUCUUCUGCUCAAGCGAGGAAGGGCAAAGACAUACAGGGUAUUCCGUGGGAAAGAUUGAACAUAACGAGGGAUAAGUACAGAUUGACAAGGCUUGAACAAUACAAGAAUUAUGAGAACAUCCCUUUGUCUGGUCAAGCUGUAGAUAAGGAGUGCAAGCAAAUGGAGAAGGGUGGCAACUACUAUGAAUUCUUUCAUAAUACUAGACUGGUUAAACCCACCAUUCUUCAUUUUCAGCUCAGAAACUUGGUUUGGGCUACCUCGAAACAUGAUGUUUAUCUUAUGUCUAAUUAUUCAGUCAUGCACUGGUCAUCUUUAUCUUCCAAUUUGUCUGAGGUCAUCAAUUUUGCAGGACAUAUAGCACCUACUGAGAAACAUGCUGGAAGUUUGCUGGAAGGUUUCACACAAACUCAAAUUGGCACAUUAGCAGUCAAGGAUAAUUUUCUUGUUGCUGGUGGUUUCCAAGGAGAGCUUACUUGCAAACGUUUAGACAAAAAAGGCAUUAGCUUUUGUACCCGCACCACAUAUGAUGAUAAUGCCAUCACAAAUGCUGUUGAGAUAUAUGACAGCUGGAGGGGUGGAAUUCAUUUUAUGGCUUCCAACAAUGAUUGCAGCAUAAGAGAAUAUGACAUGGAGAGGUUUCAGCUUCUGAAUCACUUCCGCUUCUCUUGGCCAGUUAAUCAUACAUCAUUAAGCCCUAACCGUAGGCUAAUUGCUGUCGUUGGAGAUCACCUGGAUGGUUUGCUUGUUGAUGCACAUAAUGGAAAGGUCAUAGCCUCAGUUGGAGGUCAUCUGGAUUACUCUUUUGCAUCUGCGUGGCACCCAGAUGGACAUGUUUUCGCUACAGGUAAUCAGGAUAAAACUUGCCGGGUAUGGGAUAUAAGAAAUUUGUCCUCGCCACUUGUAAUUCUAAAGGGAAACUUGGGUGCUGUCCGAUCUAUUCGCUUUUCAUCAGAUGGCCAGUUCAUGGUCGUGGCUGAACCUGCAGAUUUUGUUCAUGUGUAUAGCACCAAGGCAGACUAUAAAAGGCGACAAGAGAUAGAUUUCUUUGGUGAGAUUUCAGGAGUGGCUUUAAGUCCAGAUGACGAGUCUUUAUACAUAGGAAUCUGGGACCGGACUUAUGCAAGCUUGCUACAGUAUAACAAAAGGCAUGCAUAUGGAUAUCUUGAUUCAUACUUGUGAUUGUUUAUUAGAGAAUUUUCAUCACAAGUAUGCCGCUGAUGCUUUCACUCUUUUGUAUCCGGUUCUAUGAACUAGUUAGUUUGAGUUUGAAUCAAAGACAAUUACACAAUAAGGUUAAUGUGACAUACUUUUGCUCGGAUCAUGUACAGGCUAUGAUUAGAUGUUUGCAUACUUGAAAUGAAAGCCCUCUUAUCAA
Messenger RNA from Hevea brasiliensis (rubber tree), 1808 nucleotides. RefSeq lists its product as uncharacterized. Gene Ontology annotation, molecular function: protein binding. The record is from RefSeq and is a predicted model, not a curated record. The transcript has 10 exons. Bases 254 to 1612 code for a protein of 452 amino acids. Lineage: Eukaryota; Viridiplantae; Streptophyta; Magnoliopsida; Malpighiales; Euphorbiaceae.